Erigeron canadensis is the source of this 2718-nucleotide messenger RNA. RefSeq names its product histone-lysine N-methyltransferase family member SUVH9-like. Lineage: Eukaryota; Viridiplantae; Streptophyta; Magnoliopsida; Asterales; Asteraceae. Gene Ontology annotation, cellular component: nucleus. The transcript is spliced from 2 exons. Gene Ontology annotation, molecular function: histone methyltransferase activity; protein binding; zinc ion binding. The record is from RefSeq and is a predicted model, not a curated record. Bases 187 to 2097 code for a protein of 636 amino acids.
UUCCCCCUAGAUCUUACACAAGAUCUCAUCUUUUUUCUUUCUCUUUUCUCUAUGAUCCAAGUUUUUUUUCAUUUCAUCCAAAUUAGUAGCAAUUAGUUCACUUUUGAUCCAAUCUUGCAACCCCACCACCUCUACCACCACCAUCACCGGUGGUGAACCACCACAACGCCACCACCACUUCAAAAAAUGUUCCCUAAACUUGAACCCUUAGAUGAACCCCUUGAUAUCCCACCUGAGAAAGAACCCCAAUUUCAUCAUCAUCUUCAAAGCCCUAAUCUUGGCCCUAAUGGAAACAACAAUGGUAAGCAAAUUGUAAAUUAUAUAGUUAUAGAUGAUGAUGAUGAUGAUGACGUGGAUGAUAAUAAUAAUAAUAUAGUAAAGCCUGAUGCCUUAGCUAUAGUACCUGUACCUGAACAAACUCAACAAGAGUUAUACUAUGAUAAUUAUAAUAAUAACGAGCUUUCGAAUAUCGAAAGCUCGUUUCGUAGGAAAAAGCCGCAAAGAUCGGCUGAACUGGUUCGUGUUUCGAAUCUUGAACUUGAGGAAGAAAUGUAUUUUAGACAGGUAGUUAGGAAAACAAGAAUGUUGUAUGAUGCAUUAUGGAUAUAUAUUAUGUUAGGAGAUGAUAAACAUAGGUCCAUUUUUAAUGUGAAUAACCCGAAUAGUAAUUUACGUAUGACUCGAACUAGGGGUGAUUUAAAGGCUGCAGCUUUAAUGAAAGAUAAUGACUUAUGGUUAAAUCGCGAUAAACGGAUAGUGGGACCGAUACCUGGUGUUAAUGUAGGAGACGUUUUCUUUUUUAGGAUGGAAUUGUGUGUGUUGGGGAUACAUGGGCAAGUUCAGGCAGGGAUUGAUUAUUUGAGUUCGAGUCAGAGCUCGAAUGGGGAGCCGAUUGCGACUAGUGUGAUUGUGUCGGGUGGGUAUGAAGAUGAUGAGGAUAAAGGGGAUGUGAUCGUGUAUACGGGUCAUGGUGGACAAGAUAAGCAUUCCAAACAGGCGGUUCAUCAGAGGUUGGAAGGAGGGAAUCUUGGAAUGGAGAGGAGUAUGCAUUAUGGGAUUGAGAUACGUGUUAUUCGUGGUUUUAAGUAUAAAGGUAGUGCUAGUGAUAAAGUUUAUGUUUAUGAUGGGAUAUAUAAGAUUGAAGAAUAUUGGUUUGAUAUAGGGAAGUCGGGUUUUGGGGUGUAUAAGUAUAAACUUGUUAGAAUGGAAGAUCAGCCUGAGAUGGGAAGUGCGAUUCUUAGGUUUGCUGAGAGAAUUAGGGAUAACCCGUUGGAAGCGAGGCCUGUGGGGUAUGCAAGUUUGGAUAUUUCGUUGACGAAAGAAAAUGUGCCUGUGUUAUUAUAUAAUGACAUUGAUGAUAAUAAUGAGCCGUUGAACUAUGAUUAUCUUGUGAAAACGGUAUUUCCACCAUUUGUGUAUCAUAAUGCUGGAAAUAGCGGUGGAUGUAAUUGUGUUGAUAGAUGUACAUCUGAUUGUCUGUGUGCUAAGAAGAAUGGAGGUGAAGUUGCGUAUGAUUCUAACGGGCUUCUUUUGGCAGGAAAGCCGUUGAUUUAUGAAUGUGGUCCAUUCUGUUCUUGCUCUUCCAGGUGCGGGAACAGGGUCAGCCAAUAUGGUGUGAGGAAUAGUUUUGAGGUGUUUAGAUCACUAGAAACGGGUUGGGGAGUUAGGUCGCUGGAUUUGAUACAAGCUGGUUCUUUUCUUUGUGAAUAUACUGGAGUUGUUCUCACAAAAGAUCAAGCACACGUUUUCACCAUGAAUGGAGAGGAUAGUUUAGUGUACCCAAGUCGGUUUGGUGAUAGAUGGGCUGAAUGGGGGGACUUUUCUCAAGUUUUCAGGGAUUAUGUACGCCCUUCGUAUCCAAUUGUACCACAAUUGGAAUUUGCUGUAGAUGUUUCUAGAAUGAGAAAUGUUGCAUGUUACAUGAGCCAUAGUUCUUGUCCAAAUGUUUUUGUGCAAUUAGUGAUGUUCGAUCAUUCCAAUAUUGCAUUUCCUCACCUUAUGCUGUUUGCUAUGGAAGACAUUCCUCCAUUAAGGGAGCUUAGUCUCGAUUAUGGGGCUUCCGGUGAAUGGACAGAAACGCCGGCCAUUUGUAACUAAACAGUUUCAAGAUGUUUUUUUUUGUAGAUAUCAAUGCACGUCAACACGCAACUUACUAAGAUCGGCUAUAAAAACGGAUAUGUUGGACAACUAUUUUGCAGCUCAGUUUCCAACUGCAUGACAUCUUAUCUUCGUUCCAGAAAAAUUAAUAGGGGUCGUGAAGUCAACUAGCUUCUACUCAUCAGCCCUUGAAGUGCAUAAAGCACAAGGGUAAGAUGGUUACUGUGAUACUAAUAGUUUCAGCCCAUCUUCAAAGCUCGGACGGCCACUCAGAAAACAGGUCUUCACUGCACUGAUUCUAAUAUAUACCAAGGAGUUAGAUGGCUACAGACUACAUAAGCUAAGGUUUCCUAAUUGACUUUAUCGUCUUGUAAAGCAUAAUGCACAGGGUAAGAUGCAAGAUAGACAUACAAUUAGGUUGGCCAUUACUUUUGUCGUAGUCUUUUGUAAAGCAGUUGGUAACCGAGCAAAACUAUAUUUUGGGUUGUACAUAUAUCUAUAUACUAAUGAAUACGUGCAAAAAUGGAGUCAUCGCAUCCAAACAGAGGUGAUGUAUUAAAAAUGUAGGAACCGCAAAGAUAUAUUGGUCGGAUAACAUGUCUGAAGCCAAUGUUACGUGUA